AUGGGUGGUGCUAGCCCGUCUACACAGACUAUGUUGGCGACAAGCCCUACUCGAGGACGAUCUGUCGGACGAACGGUACGGGAUGGCCCUAGUUCGUGGGGCGGUGACGGAGAUCCGGUACGGACAUCCGACGAGUCCGAUGUCGCCCUAACUAAGGCUUUCCAGCCUGUUUCUACCCAUGCUAACCUGGUAGACUUCAAGAUCAAAGGUGUGGACGUGGUUCUAGGCAAAUCGGUUAUUGCCGCCGUCCGACCUUCGGGCGACUCCGUGAAGUACCCCAAGUUCAGAGCCUUCACUACGACUGGUACUGAGGACACGGAGGCUUGGCCGACGCCGGGAAUCUCCCCGGAUGUGCUAUUAGACGAUGACCUUGCUAUUUCCUCGGACUAUGCUGUCCCCGACUUUCACGACGAGGAUAAGUCCUACCCGACUUUCGAGGAGUCGAGACCUGGUGUAUCACGCUACCGCUCCCUAUGCGAGGAGUUUGGUGACCUUUUUGUGAACAAGCCCGGUCAUUGCGACCUUGUGGACCACGCUAUUAUAGUGACCGAUGACAAUCCUAUCGCCGAGCGCACUCGACCUUUGCCCCAUAAAUGGCGAGCGGAGAUUACAGCGCAGCUUGAGGAGCUGGAGAACGACGGCUUGAUCGUCCGAUCCACCUCUCCUUAUAAGUUCCCCUGUGUCUUCGUCCCUAAGAAAAAUGGGAAGGUUAGAAUGUGUGUCGACUACCGGUCGCUCAACAAGGUCACUAGGGUCGACUCGUAUCCGCUACCCCGGCCUGACGAUGUUCAAGAACACCUAGUCGGUGCGAAGGUAUUUUCUACUAUUGACCUUCGUAGCGGGUACUGGCAAAUGAAGGUUCGACCUUCGGAUCGGCGACGGACUGCUUUCUGUCCGGGCCCAGGGUUCCCUCUCUUCGAAUGGACCCGGAUGCCCUUCGGACUGUGCAAUGCGCCUGCCAGCUUCCAAAGGUUGAUGGACUUGGUCCUUGGGAAGUUUGACUUCGUCCGCGUUUACUUGGACGACGUUCUUGUCUUCUCGAGUUCCCUUGAGGAACACCUCCGUCACCUGAGGUUGAUCUUCGAGGCUUUUCGGGAAGCUGGUCUGACCUUGGCUGGAGACAAAUGCUCGAUUGGUAUGGACUCGGUUGUCUACCUUGGGCACCGCUACUCCGCGGAUGGUAUGUCUCCAGACCUGACCAAGGUCAAGGUUAUUUCGGCAUGGCCUACCCCUCGUACGGCAACAGACCUUAGGAGUUUCCUCGGGUUGGUUGGAUACUACCGCCAUUUCAUUCCCCACUUCGCUGACCGUUCUAAGGCGUUACAGAAACUGCUCACUACGGCUGCGAGGGAGGAAGACCGGGUGGCUGAGCUUUGGGAUGAGAAGCAUCUGAUCGCCUUUCAAGACCUCAAGAAAGCGUUGACCGACCUUCCGUACUUGGAGUACCCUGAUUUUUCAAGGCCUUUUGAGAUGGCUUGCGACGCCUCUAAUUAUGCUAUCGGUGGCGUCUUGGAACAAGACGGCCGACCUUUGGCAUUCUAUAGCCAGACUCUGACUGGUUCUCAGUUGAACUGGCCGGUUUACGAGAAGGAAGCCUACGCCGUUCUCAAGUGUCUUGAACGAUUUCGACAUCUGCAUCUUGGUUACCAGCUCCGGGUAAAGAUAUUCUCCGAUCAUAGACCUUUGCAAUGGCUGAAGACUGCGACUUCGUCAAAGUUGCAACGGUGGUUGCUAGCUUUGCAACAGUAUCAGUUUGACGUGGUUUAUGUACCGGGUAAGAAGAAUCUUCGUGCCGACGCUCUGUCACGGGUUCGUCCUGUUCCGACGGAUUCGAUCGACGCGCCGCCUGCCCUGCCCGUUGGUGUGGUGACCUUGGAGGACGCUUACUCGAAGGAGGAUAUUCUUCAAUCGCAGAAGAAUUGUCCUGUACUUCGACGGUUGUAUCAACGGUUACUAAGUUCCGAGCCCCUACGACGUAACGAGCUAACUGAACGUGACCUUCGACCUUAUAGACGGGUCUGGAGGACUCUUGGUAUUGCCGAUGGAUUGGUUGUUCGAGAACGUGCUCCCACCUCCUACACUGGACGGCGCUGGGUUCCUGUUAUACCAGCCUCUCUACGACCAACGUUCAUCGAACACUUCCACGAAGAGAUUGGUCACUUCAACGUCGACAAAGUACUGCCUAAGGUGGAACUAUAUGGUUAUUGGCCCAGCAUGGCUAGCGACAUUGAGCAUGCCUUGGCUCAGUGCCAGCGAUGUCUGGAUGCUAAAAGACCUUCACCGGCUCCGGCGCCGCUGAUGCCGGUUCCGAUAGGCAGACCUUGGGAAACCAUAGCUGUGGACCUACUCUCGGUUCCUACGAAUCCGGACGGUAUCUCUACACUACUGGUUAUGCAAGACUACUUUACGAAAUGGGCUCAUGUGGUACCCCUGCGACAACAUACCUGGCUGGAUGUUGCUCGACCCUUGUUUCAACUGUUCCUGCUAUUUGGUCCUCCACGACGACUACAUUCGGAUCAAGGCCCUCCGUUCGAAUCUUGGUUGUUCAAGAUGACGUUGGGAUUGCUCGGUGUCCGCAAGUCCAAGAGUUCCGUCUAUCAUCCGGCUGGGAAUGGCCUCGUUGAGAGGUUCAACCAGACCUUUCUCAAGAUGGUUAGGACUCAUGUGGACUCGGUGUAUGACUGGCAACGUCACUUAGGCUCUAUGGUCUGGUACUAUAAUACUAGUAUCCAUUCGGCGACUAAGGCGUCUCCUUUCUACUUGAUGUACGGUAGGAACCCGCCUGACCUUUGGUUCCCGGAUUUGGAUAGUGUCGAGACCCGCUUCUUCGACCCCGAGACCUAUGCCAACUUCUUGAGUUCUACUAGAGCUAGAAUUCUUGAUAACGUUGACCAGUGUGUUACACAUGCUGCCACUGUGUACAAGGCAACGUUCGACUCUAAGGCUAAGCUUAGGUUGUUUCGCCCUGGACUACGAGUUCGCUUAGAGACCUUAGGUCCUGCCCGGUCUAAUAAACUGGAUCCCCGAUGGGAAGGAAACUGGUUUGUCUCUAACGCUCUGCCUGGCCUUAACAACAAGACCUUAGAAAUUGUUCAUCCGGCUACACGCCGACGGAAGAUUAUUACUGUGGAUCAUCUACUUCUGGACCCAAUUCAACCCGAUCAUCUACCCGAAGAUGUGGCUACUAUGGUCUACGGUGAAGAAGGUGCUAUACUCGGAGAAGCUAUCAUUCCUGACGUCGACCCUACCUUCGACGAUGUCCCGGUAUUCCCGCCGACGUCACCUGACUGUCCGGUCGAAGUUAAUUUCGUAUCGCGAGAUGUGGGUGUAGGUCCUGUAGACCCCCAGGUUCCUACUAGUCCUUCGGUUCCGCCAACGUUCCGGUCAGAAUGUGCUGCGGUUCCCCCGACCCCACCCGGCCCUGGUACUACUCCGGCUGCCGAUAGUGACUCCGAGUCCGACCUUUCUAUGCCACCUCUCUCACCGCACCCUUCUCUCUUAAGGGGGGAGGAGGAAGAGGAAGUUGAAGACCAGGAGGUUUCGGAUGUAUCCGUCCCGCCUACUGAGAACUCAACACCUGCCCCCAGAAACGGUUCUGAACGACACUCCCAACAUGAACCCGAACCUGCCAAAGUAGUAGAUGCUCUUCCACAAGACGACCUUCCGUCCGAGGCUCCCGUGUCGCCACUCUCUGUUGCUCCUGAGAACGAGAAUUCUAACGAUGAAGCACCAGAGUUCGAGUCGGCGAAUGAGGAUCCUGAUGAUGCUCCGUCUUAUGAGAUUCCGCAAGAGUGGACUCUCACCAGAGAUCGUCCACGACGACAGCCGCAUCCGGUUGUACGAUUCGACCCGAGCUUUCUUGGCCCUGGUGGUCUGAAAGAGAGUUCUCGGAGGCCCCAGUAG
Messenger RNA from Perkinsus marinus ATCC 50983, 3903 nucleotides. RefSeq names its product Retrotransposable element Tf2 155 kDa protein type, putative. Gene Ontology annotation, molecular function: nucleic acid binding. The coding region runs from base 1 to 3903 and encodes 1300 amino acids. NCBI's taxonomy places the organism in Eukaryota, Perkinsozoa, Perkinsida, Perkinsidae. The record is from RefSeq and is a predicted model, not a curated record. The transcript has a single exon. Gene Ontology annotation, biological process: DNA integration.